This is a messenger RNA of Tachyglossus aculeatus (Australian echidna), 4300 nucleotides long. It is a transcript of the gene SLC25A37, whose product is annotated as solute carrier family 25 member 37. Gene Ontology annotation, molecular function: ferrous iron transmembrane transporter activity. Bases 411 to 992 code for a protein of 193 amino acids. Gene Ontology annotation, biological process: iron import into the mitochondrion. NCBI's taxonomy places the organism in Eukaryota, Metazoa, Chordata, Mammalia, Monotremata, Tachyglossidae. The record is from RefSeq and is a predicted model, not a curated record. Gene Ontology annotation, cellular component: mitochondrial membrane. The transcript is spliced from 3 exons.
AAAAGCUCUCUUCUACAACCAACCCUUGCCCUCUGCUUCCAGAGUGCAGGCCCCUGUGGCCCGGCAGAAUUGAGCCUAGUCUUCAGCUCGCUUUCCUGAAUAUAUCCGUUUAACACACAUGCUUUCCCCACCUUCUGAACUUGGGGGAACCUCACAGCGGAGGGUGUUUCUUGAUCUGUCUUUUGCAUUUUAUUCAGACUCAAAAUGUAAAUUGACCUGAUUGAUCAGACCUAGGAAAAGCCUUAAGUCACCUUUUGAACAGUGGAGACAAAAAUGCUAUCCGAACAGCUUCUUGCAGACUAUUAAAAACUGGUACAACAGGUCUCUACAGCAGCAGGAUCUAACUAAGCUUUAGAAGGUCAAGAAGUUUUAUGACUGACAAGAUUCGGCUCCAGAGCAGAUGACAUUUCAUGAGGUUAGCUGGGAGUAUGGCCACCCUGCUCCAUGAUGCGGUAAUGAAUCCAGCAGAAGUAGUGAAGCAGCGGAUGCAGAUGUACAAUUCACCUCACCAGUCAGCCCUGAGCUGUAUCCGGGCGGUGUGGAGAACGGAAGGGGUGGGGGCCUUUUACCGAAGUUACACCACCCAGCUGACCUUGAACAUCCCCUUCCAGUCGAUCCACUUCAUCACCUACGAGUUCAUGCAGGAACAGAUCAACCCCCAUAGAGAGUACAACCCCCAGUCUCACAUCCUCUCGGGAGGGCUGGCAGGAGCGGUGGCGGCAGCCGCCACCACCCCUCUGGAUGUCUGCAAGACGCUCCUCAACACCCAGGAAAACGUAGCCCUGUCUUUGGCCAACGUCAGUGGCCAUCUGUCGGGGAUGGCCAACGCCUUCCGGACGGUCUACCAGAUAAGCGGCGUCUCUGGGUACUUCAAAGGGGUCCAGGCAAGGGUCAUCUACCAGAUACCGUCAACAGCCAUUGCCUGGUCAGUCUAUGAAUUUUUCAAGUACUUCCUCACGAAGCAUAAGAUGGAAAAGCGAACUCCGUUUUGAAGGAACCAAUUACAGAGAGAAACUUUAAAUUUUUUUUUGGUUUUUUGUUAAAGGAUUUCCCUUUCCAAUUCCUCUUUUCCAUGCGUUAAGCUUUUCAAGCUUCCGGUGCAACCAAUCAUGAGUGGGAUUUCUGAGAGAGCCCUCCGUGGGUUAAUUCCUCCUUGCUUGGAAAGAGGAACUGGUGGAUUGUCUCUCACGAUGGCAGCCCCCACACAUAUCCCAAACAGUGACUGUUGGCAAAGAUUUUGUAUUAAAGCUGGCUGAUGCUUCAUCAUAACAACCACCUGCCCAGAAAUCUUCAGAGGGAGAGAAAAUUUGCCAUUUCCACCAGAAAUAUUUAGAAUUAUAACGAUGAAAGAAAUGGUAAAAGGUCCAUUAUACAACAUAAAAACAGAUGGAUAAUUUUUAUCCUUUAUUUUUCUAUAUAGGAGUUUUUGAAUUUGUGUGGUUGUGUGUGCGUGCGUGUGCACGUGUGUGUGGAAUGUAAAGACAUAACACAGCUGGAAUUUUAAAGCUGUUUUAAGGGCUAAAAUCUUUAAUCAGGAUCUAUAAGAAAGUACCAAAGUUAAAUUUUUAAUGCCAGAUGUGGCAUAAGAUUAUAGGGUUUAGCCCCCAAAUGUUUCACUUGAAUGUAAAUGGCAAACUUUUCAAGUUUAUACUUUGAAUUUCUUUUGUUGGACAAAAUGUGGUACAUUUAUUUUUCUCCUUCUGAUUCUUCCCUAUUUUUCUCUGACCUUUCUGUCUCAUCCAGACACCGUAUUUUUAAGACCCACUGUGAAAUUCCUUUACUGUACCUUAAAUCCACACCUGCACAAUAUUCUACGUGUGUAUUUUGGUACAUAGAUGGAUAUUCUAACUAGCCACGUAUAAAUUCAAAUGAAAUAUUUUGUGUGAAAUAAUAAAAAGCUUUAGAGUGCAGUAAGAUUGUUUUAUUUUUUUUUUUCCCCCUGCUUGUUUGGUGACAGUAAACCUUGGGUCUUGGUCCUCUGGGUGUUGAAAUACGAAAAAUAGCCUUAAAUUCCAAAGUUUGGCAAUGUGAAAUGCUGGUGUGUUUGGUUCUUCCUCUUCUCUUAACACCCUUUCCCCCAAACCCCUCCAUGCUCUGAAAUCCUAUGGUCUUUCCAGGAAAUUAUUUCUGCCUCCCGUUUCAGACCAAGUACGACAGUGCCCUUCUUUUCUGUUUUUCUGGCUCCUGCUUGCCCUGCCCCUUGCUUUCGCUUUCACCAAAGUCUGGUGUUUCUAGGAAAUAGCUACUGCACUUGAAGAAGAAUGUAUGCACGAGUAUUAUUAUCUCCUAAAAUUCUUUUUCUUUGAUAAAGUGGCUCAUAAUCCAGCCCAUGGAAUAUAACAAAUCUUGACUAUUUUACUACUUGAUCCAGGUUAUUCAAAUAAUUUUAGGUUGUCUUGUGUAGUGCAGAAGAGGGAAAUAUUUCCAAUACCUGAUGUCCAAAUCACGUUGCCUUUGGCCAUCUAGGUGGCUAGUUUGAAUAUCCAAAAACCAAAACCGAGGUAGUAGAUUGUGAAAACAAAGAGCUUAUAGUUUUUUCGUGUCUUAUUUUUAAAGUGGUUACUUUAAAAGAAAAUACAAACAUUUAAUGAGAUCUGCUGUGUAAAUUUACUGUCAGACCCAGUGGGUGAAAAAUGAAUAGCUUUGCUAAUUCCCUUUUUCUCUCUUCUUUCCCCAUUCUCAUCCUCCUACCCUUAAGUCACAUGUUGAUUCAUUUUGGUUAUUUGAAUGUUGAUUUUCACUGUGCUCUUGACUCUUAAGUCACCUUUAAAAGGCACAGCUGUUUAUUUUAGGUGGCAGGCAUUUUAUUCUAGGAAGAACUCAGUUCGACAAUUAGAGUGUAUAAUCCUUAGGAACACAUACCUGUACCUCGAGGUGAACACCGAGUUCCGAAGCAAGGAAUCCGUUUGACUGCCCAAAGCCCUCUUUCUUUCAGAUAGACACGUGGCAAAGUUAUUUCAUUUUGGGGGAAGUGACAGGGUCUGUCACUACACAGGUGAACACAUCCUUUUUUCUAAACUGGGAUGAGGAAGAGACCUGCAGCAAUGAUACUGGAUACAGCCUGGAUGCCUACAAAGGAGAUUUUGAACUCUGCCAGGAGGAGGGGAGUAUUCAGUUGAAAACUUUCUCUCCCUCACCUGCCAGUUCCCGGGCCCUUUUCACCAGGUGAAAAUAGACCACUACAGAGGUGAUCCGUGUUUGCUUAUGAAGUCUUGCCCAGAGCGUAAUUGGACAGGCGGCAUUUAGAAACUAGAUGAACCAUUUCCCAGGGCUUGGGGAAAGUGGGAUUUGAGACUACGUGUCCGUCGGUUUCAGUUCAAACCUGACUCUGCCAGUGUGAAGCUCUAAUUCAGUUGUUGAAUGUGAUUCUCCAUUGUCAGUUGUUGCUAACUGAGAAUCAAUCAGCCAAUUGUAUUUGAGUUCAGAACACUGUUUUAAGCACUUGGAAGAAAGUACAAUAAAAGAGUUGGUAGAUAUGUUCCCUGCCCACACAGAGCUCACAUGCUUAGUCUUAUCUUAAACAAAUGAUUGGUUUAAUUUGCCCCUAGCUCAGCCAUAUAGCCUCAGUGCCUCAGAGUAAUAGAAACUCCAGAUGGCAUACCACAGUAUUUUAAGUUGAAUUUUGAGUUCAGAUUGGCCUUAAGUAUUUUUAUAUAUUUUGGCCUUCUGUUAGGAAGGUCCAGGGCUGUGCAUUUAUUUGGAAACAAACUGAUUUUCCUGGGUAGAGGAUAUUUUGAUUUUUUGGUUUUGGUUUUUUUUUUUCAUUCCUGGGGUAUAAUUCUAUUCCUGUAAAUUCAAAUGGAUAUGUCUUUAUUUCAAAAUGCUAGAUCUCUAUUUAAGCUCACUGUGGUCAUGGAAUGUGUCUAUUAUAUUGUACUUUCCCAGGCACUUAGUGCAGUGCAGAGCACACAGUAAGCGCUCAAUAAUUACAAUUGAUAAGAUCUCCAUAGAAGCUAUGAUGGGUUGUGUUCUCUAGGGGAGUGUAUGGAUUUCUUCUACCAAUAACCUUUUAUUUAACUUUUGAUUUUAAAAGGUUUUUUUUUAUGUGAAAUACAAGUGUUCUGCUUCUGUGUCCCCCAAAAUAUCCACUAUAUUUUUCAAGGGAGAACUGGGUUUUUGUUGUUGUUGUUGUUUUGAUUUAAUACCUUUAGUUUUUUAUGAAAUCGAAUCUGCCUCUUCUCAUUGUUACGAAUUUUGUUUGGAAAAAACAAACCUGUAUUGAUGUGAAGAGUUUGUUUCCAAGUUGCUGCUACAGUCAUAGCACUGGAGCUAGAGAAAAAUAAAAGUGUUUUUAUCUCUG